AUGAGCACAGCAGAUCAUGUCCGGAUCGGCAGAGCAUUCACUGGCCUAUUCUCGGCUCUCAGCGCAUGGCAACCGAGCGAUAACCUAGUGUUGGACAUCAGCAUUCAUUCUCCCAGCGAUUCGGAUCAUUGGUUCAAGUACCUGACCUUUGUGCCUGAUAUGGCACCUGAAAAUUGCAACUGGAAAAAGCGGUUGCCUAAACCUAUUCAGGUCAACUUUGACGACAAGAAGCACGGCUGGAUCGCAGGCCAUCGAGUUUCUCCCCCACACCCAGUGCUUAUUGAAGACAUGUUCGGAGCCAUAGUAUGGAACGGCAUUCCCCGCGCCUAUCAACUGAAAAGCCAGGAAGCCGAAUCAAUGACGAAGAUUGACUCCCGCCCAUCCGAGACCGAAUAUCCGCAGCAAUGGCAGUGGCUUGAGAAAAUUGUGGAACUCCAAGAGGCUGAAUAUAAGGGAAAUCUAUGGCUCGAAGCAAGUAGGAACAAGGAUUCGCCCGAAACCUACAAACGGGAUGAAAAAUGGUUUAAAAGACAUAUGAAGAAAAGGGCAGUUGAGACCGACAAACAAAAGAAAGUGUGGUGGGAGAGCCUUCCUACAGUUACUGCCGUAACAGGUGUGAUACUGCGUCAACAGAAUCGCCGGCAAUUGACGGAGAUUCUAGGCAAAAUCUUAUUCCGCUUUCCUGGACUUCAGGAAAUUCACUACGAGCCUUGGAGAAGAGAAUGGAAAUUUGAUCAGGAAGAGGCAGACAGAAAACUUCUCGGUCCUCAGCUGGGGGUUCAGCCCAUUCAAAUGCCGACCCCUAAGGUGGGCAAGGCGAUCGCCCAUGUCAGUCUCCAGCUUGAGCAUCUCUCGGCAUCGUUCACGGUGGAUGCUAGUCACUUUUUCAGCAGUUGUGAGCCUUCAUGGAAGUGGUCCAACCUGACGUCGCUUGCGCUGACCUCAAGACUACUCGCGCCCGAUGCGACGACCACUCAAAUCGGUGCUAUGCUCCGAACAGCGGCAAAGGUGGCUCUGAGAAUGCCAAAGCUCCGCGUGAUGGAGGUUUGGAACGGGCAAGAGGGAUUGGCGGCGCUCUUCAAAUACAAAUCAAUGGGUCAUGGGCAGCGUCCCGUGAUUACGUGGAGAGCAACGUGGGAUUAUGCCUUGCAGCCGUCCGUCAUCCAAACUUGGAGGGCAGUCAGUAUUGAGCACCAGGGAGAACAUUACUGGAAUGACUGCGUUGUCGUCAAGGAGCUUCUAAAUGUUGGUGAUGUCAGGUGUCACGGUGACGCGAUCCAUCAUUUGAAGCUGUCAAGCUCCGUUAUUCGACCUGUUUCCCUGCACCAGAUUCGAACAGAGAGCAGGGUCUUGGAUGGCACCUAUGAGUGGUCGCUUUAA
Colletotrichum siamense is the source of this 1380-nucleotide messenger RNA. RefSeq lists its product as uncharacterized. The transcript has 2 exons. The record is from RefSeq and is a predicted model, not a curated record. NCBI's taxonomy places the organism in Eukaryota, Fungi, Ascomycota, Sordariomycetes, Glomerellales, Glomerellaceae. The coding region runs from base 1 to 1380 and encodes 459 amino acids.